AUGUUGCUCAAAGGUCAAGCCAAAGGAGGGGGUCUCAACAACCACCCAAAGGGGCAAAAGACCAAGAAGCCCGAGGCAACCGCCAAUUUGAAGAUGGAAUCUUUCAAGACCACAUGCAAAGGGAAAGGUAUUAUCUCCAUUUCUCUUCUAAAUCAAUUGUUUGUGAAAGAGGCAUUAUGUAUGAUGAUUUUGAACAUUUGGUCAUUAGAGAUGUUGAGAAAUCAAGGAUGGGAAAGAUUUAUGAGACCAGUUGCAGAUGACAUCGAAUGCAUUAUGUAUGACGAUUUUGAACAUUUGGUCAUUAGAGAUGUUGAGAAAUCAAGGAUGGAAUUUACUACCUUUGUGAGAGGCCGCGAGUUUAUUGUUAAUCCUAGGGCAAUUUUUGAUAUGAUUAAACCCAUGCCUAAGAUAGUUGACGCAAUGUACCCUCAUAAUCCCCCAAUUGACUACGAUUCAAUAGGUGGGAAAGGUGUUGUGAUUGAUCCGAGUCAGAAGGUUGUGGAGACACUAGCCCAAUAUGAUAAGGCUAAACUCCAUAGCAGUACAAGGCAUGUUGCAGGACGAGGGGAUGUGUUUGGUGAUGAGGAUGCAAUUAGGCAAGUUGAGGAUGAUGCACAUAAUGAAGAACAAACUACAUGGGAACAAGCACCAACUGGGUCAGGGUCUGAUAGGGAUGUAUUACUGGGACUCCAAGUACAAAUGAAUGAGUUUGGGGCAAGAAUGGAUCGCCUCAAGGAUAAUCAACUAGAGAUCCUACGUCUUUUGAGACAAGGACGUGGUGCUGGACCUUCAUCUUCCACAGAGUGA
Ilex paraguariensis (yerba mate) is the source of this 807-nucleotide messenger RNA. The record is from the annotation of a GenBank genome assembly. Lineage: Eukaryota; Viridiplantae; Streptophyta; Magnoliopsida; Aquifoliales; Aquifoliaceae.